Messenger RNA from Aphidius gifuensis, 1913 nucleotides. It is a transcript of the gene Pect, whose product is annotated as ethanolamine-phosphate cytidylyltransferase. Gene Ontology annotation, cellular component: cytoplasm. The record is from RefSeq and is a predicted model, not a curated record. The transcript has 6 exons. The coding region runs from base 213 to 1319 and encodes 368 amino acids. Gene Ontology annotation, biological process: phosphatidylethanolamine biosynthetic process. Gene Ontology annotation, molecular function: ethanolamine-phosphate cytidylyltransferase activity. Lineage: Eukaryota; Metazoa; Arthropoda; Insecta; Hymenoptera; Braconidae.
CAGUCGGCAGUCGGCAGUCGAUAUUGACUAUUGUUAUUAUUAUUAAAAUGUAUUUAUUAUAAAAAGAGAGUAUGACGCCAGCUGACGUGCUCAGUUGCCGGGUUGAUUUUAAUUGAUGCUGUAGUAUUUGAUAAUAAGUCUCAGUUUGAUAUUAAAAUUUAAAAAAUAUAUUAUAUACUCUGUUUUAAUAAAUAAAAAAUUAUUUAAUAAUUAUGAGUGAAAAAAAAAAACAAGUUAGAGUUUGGUGUGAUGGAUGUUAUGACAUGGUGCAUUUUGGUCAUGCAAAUUCAUUGAGACAGGCCAAGGCCUUGGGUGAUUAUUUAGUGGUUGGUGUUCAUACUGAUGAUGAAAUAACUAAACAUAAAGGACCUCCAGUUUUUACACAAGAAGAACGAUAUAAAAUGGUUAGAGGAAUAAAGUGGGUUGAUGAAGUUGUUGAAGGUGCUCCUUAUGUUACAACACUUGAAACACUGGAUAAAUAUAAUUGUGAUUUUUGUGUUCAUGGUGAUGACAUUACAAUGACAGCUGAUGGUAUUGAUACUUAUCAUUUUGUCAAAAAAGCUAAUCGUUACAGGGAAGUGCAAAGAACUGCUGGUGUCUCGACAACAGAUUUAGUAGGUCGAAUGUUGUUAAUGACAAGACAACAUUUUAGACAAGGAGAUAGUGAGUAUUCAGUUGAUAGAGAACCAAGUAAGAGCAUGGGUCAAGAUAAAUUAGCAAGAAGUCCAUGGACUGGUUGCUCUCAAUUUUUACCAACAACACAAAAAAUAAUACAAUUUAGUGAUGGUAAAAGUCCACAGCCAGAUGAUAAAAUAGUAUAUGUUGCUGGAGCAUUUGAUUUAUUUCAUGUUGGUCAUCUUGAUUUUUUACAAAUUGCUAAAAAAGAAGGUGACUAUCUUAUUGUUGGAUUACACACUGAUCCAGUUGUCAAUCGUUAUAAAUGUGGAAAUUAUCCAAUAAUGAAUUUACAUGAACGAGUACUAAGUGUACUUGCUUGCAAGUAUGUCAAUGAGGUUGUUAUUGGUGCACCAUAUGAAGUUACUAAAGAUUUAAUGGAACACUUUAAUGUGUCAAUUGUGUGUCAUGGACAAACACGAAUAAUGCCAUGUUACAAUGGAAUUGAUCCAUAUGCCGAACCAAAACGACAAAAUAAAUUUAAAUUGUUGGACAGUGGCAAUGACAUGACAACUGAAAAAAUUGUCGAGAGAAUUAUUCUUCAUAGAUUGGAAUUCGAGGAUAGAAAUUUGAAAAAGGAAAAAAAAGAACUUGCUGUUUAUGAAGCAAUUGUUAAAUCAAAAAAAGCUGAAUUAACUGAAUGAAAUGCAUCAUGAAAAAUUAUUAUUUAUUCAAUUAAAAAAAUAAAUAAAAAAAUAAUUAUUAACCAGUUAAUUUAUUUUUAAUGAAUUGAAUAUAAACUAAUAAUUUAAUAUAAAAUAAUGUAUAUGUUGAAUAUUUUUUAAACACAAAUGCCAAAAGAAAUUGCAAUAUUGAGAAUCAUCAUUCAUUUAUUAUUUUCGGUGCAUUUUCAUUUAAAAUAAUAAUUCUCAAUUCACAUAAUAAUAUUUAAGAAAUAUAAGCAAUUAAAAUAACACGCGCAAUUUAAAUUUUAAUUAUCAAUCUUAGUUUUACGAAAAAAAUAUAAAAUAAACAAAUCAUGUAUAUCAUUCACAAAAUUUCUAUACACGUAUUAUUUAAAUAUAAACAAUUUUUAUUUUUAAUUACAUUGAAUAAUAAAUUGAUUAAUAAAACCAAAGACAAAUGGAAAAAAAAAAAAAAAACAAUAUGUCUCAUCAAUUUUUAAAUUAUAAAAUCAAAAAAAAUAAAAUAAAAUAAUUGUGUAUAUAUUAUAUAAAUUAUUUUCAGUCAAUAAAUAAUAGCUAAAUAAAUAAUAAAUUUAAAUAUUAUCAUUGCAA